This is a messenger RNA of Medioppia subpectinata, 594 nucleotides long. Lineage: Eukaryota; Metazoa; Arthropoda; Arachnida; Sarcoptiformes; Oppiidae. The record is from the annotation of a GenBank genome assembly.
AUGUACAACAGCUUUAGAACUGAGACACAUGUUUUCAUGGUUUUAGAGCUCUGUGAAAAAGGGGCAAUGGAUGAAUUGCUAAAGAAAAACUCCAAGAUAUCCGAAAAAUUUACACAGAAAUUCAUUUUGCAGAUUAUUAAAGCUCUUGAGUAUCUCCACGAAAUAAAGAAUGUUGUUCACAGGGAUUUGAAGUUGGGAAAUCUAUUUCUGGAUGAGAAAUUGGAUAUUAAAAUUGGAGAUUUUGGACUGUCAGCUGUUAUUGAGGAUGGACAAAAGAGAAAGACAGUUUGUGGCACACCAAACUAUAUUGCACCCGAGAUUUUGUUUGGUAAGGUCACUGGCCAUUCAUAUUCUGCAGAUGUCUGGUCAUUAGGUGUAAUCACAUACACCUUACUCAUUGGAACACCUCCAUUCCAGCAAAGCAGUGUCUCUGAGAUUUAUAAGAGAAUCGAAGAGAACAAGUAUAUUUUCCCAGAAAGCUGUACGAUUUCCGAAGAUAGCAAGGAUUUCAUCUCAAAGAUACUAAUUUCGAAUCCAGAAGAUAGGCCAGAUCUAAAGCAGCUACAGUUGCACAGAUUACUGAUGAUCAUGUAA